Physcomitrium patens is the source of this 1943-nucleotide messenger RNA. RefSeq lists its product as uncharacterized. NCBI's taxonomy places the organism in Eukaryota, Viridiplantae, Streptophyta, Bryopsida, Funariales, Funariaceae. The record is from RefSeq and is a predicted model, not a curated record.
AUGUCGUUUCAAACUUCUUCUGGGUAAUGUGUUUUGAUCUUGAACUAUCUACUUCACUGUAACCGCCCAUGACCAGAUUUGCGGCAUUGCAAAGAUCCUCUCCAGAGCUAGUAAGUUACCGUUGUGAACCCAAGUCCCUGGGUAAAAAAGAGAAAAUAACCACGCAUGGGAAACUCCGCCAAGAAUUUGAAACAAAAGCCGAUGCAAAUAGUUUCACAUUCUGUUGCUGGACGGGCCCACUUCAGCUGAACUUGCUGGUUGUUGUUGUUGUUGUUGUUGUUUAUUUGUUUGUUUGUUUGUUUUGUUUUGCCGACGCUUGUGUCAUGGACAGCUCCCAGUUGGGCCCUUCGUCUCUGCACCUGAUUGCAGUGCUGGGUGAUGUGUUGGCCCGAGUGCAAGCUAUUCACGCCAAGGAAGAGUAUGGCCUCUCGCAAAUCGUGAGCUCCAUCAAGUUUGUUAACCGCACUGUUGAUGCGUGGAUUAAGUCCAGUCAAGAGCAGCCUGAACCCUCGGAGUAUCAUGUGUACGAGUCGAACCUUUCUGAAAUGUCGAAAUCUAUUGAUGCAAUUCUGGGAGAAGCUCGAUUCGUUAGGAACGAACCUAAGCAUGCUGCAACCGCUAAGGUGCUUUCUGCACCAUUUGAAGGGUCUCUCGUCACCCCCGACAAUACCAAGAUGCCUCGGAAAUCUAAAGCAGCUGAGCACAAUAAAACUUUGGAACGGUUCUCCCAUGCAUUGCACAUGAGGCCAACGAAGAUGGUCACUGCAAGCGAAGCUGGACAGGAGCCAGAACAGUCCACAUUAUCAGCUGCGCACGAAUUAUUGUUGAAGUGGAUGGAGACGGGGAAGGGUGGGUGGACCAUGAAGCAUACAGAGAAACGUCGUGACGGUGUAGCGUGGAGGCAGAGUUCAUGUGCCAGUGAUGAUGAUCCUGAAAAGCUUCGAUCGGAGAGGUCGAAUGCUGCCAGGAGGAAGUUCUUGGACUCCUUGUGGAGUAUUCAGAACACUCCGGCUGGCUCUGAGACGAAGGCCGAGGAUGCCGCUGCUGGGUGUGAUUUGGAUCAGACCGGCUCUGGAAACGAUGACUCAAGCACAUCUUCAAUACAAAUGCAGAUUAAGACAACGACGCAAAACAUGCAGAAAAACGUGAAGGAGUUGCAAGCAUACUGCAAACUAUUUCACGAGCAAAACCCGCAAUUGGAGCUCCUUUCCCUAGGAAGAUUUAGUUACCCUUACACGAAAGAUUCUAGCAAAAUGAUUCUCCAACGUCGCCCACAGCCGGAAAACCAACGGAAGUCCGCGGCGAACGAUGACUCCUGGCUUCCCGCAGAAUUCUGCUGGAACAUUUUAGGCAAGCAAGCCGAGGCCAUUCUAACAGAAUUCAAGUCACGAGAAUCGACCACUUCAUACUCAAACCUGCAGCAAGCUGUAUCGACGACGCGAUUGAUGCACUCGCUCCACACCAACCUCUUCCACUGCCAUCUGCAGAUCAUACUGGGCCGUGAUUUCCUCCUCGUGCUCUCACAACCAAGCAGCAGGUGUGAUGCUGUGUGGGGCAGUGCGAGCGGGUACAAGUGCUUGGCGAUGGCGCACAGCGUGGUGUGCCGCCAUGGCCGCUCUCUAAUGUCCAUUGCGCGUAGGAUGUGGAUUUUACUCUCACAAGAAGUUCUCGGUUUACCGGCCGGGAAGAAGCGGCUAUUUCCAUUACCUGCCUAAGUAGACAAGAAAGUCUCGCAGGUACUUGAGAUUUGCCUUCAAUGUAAACUUUUUUGUGAACUUGUACCAAAUUCCGAAUAUUUGGCGAUGUAGACUUCUUCAAACUUUUUGUGGAUAUCGUUGCGAUUUGAUUGAGGCUGGGAGAAGCUCACACUCAUAGCAGCGCAUAAGAUUUGUUCUUUGACGUGUCCGAGCAUAUUUUUUAAAUUUUUAAAUUUUUAUUUAUUU